Nematocida minor is the source of this 564-nucleotide messenger RNA. Its product is annotated as DNA excision repair protein ERCC-1. Gene Ontology annotation, cellular component: ERCC4-ERCC1 complex; nucleus; nucleotide-excision repair factor 1 complex. Gene Ontology annotation, biological process: UV-damage excision repair; mitotic recombination; nucleotide-excision repair. Bases 1 to 564 code for a protein of 187 amino acids. Gene Ontology annotation, molecular function: damaged DNA binding; single-stranded DNA binding. NCBI's taxonomy places the organism in Eukaryota, Fungi, Microsporidia. The record is from RefSeq and is a predicted model, not a curated record. The transcript has a single exon.
AUGAUCUUUGACUACGAGCCUGGGGAGCACUUUGGCGUGGUCCACAUCACCAUUCAGCUGCACAUGACUUCGCCGCAGUACAUAUUCAGCCGGAUAGAAAAAAUAAAGGCAUCAGAGACAAAAAGAGUUCCCAUCCUUCUUCUUUUGAUAAACGCCGACAUAAACACGCCGUCAGCUGCAGCAGCAUUUUCCAGCCUGCAGAUAGACUGCAUGUCGAUGGGUGUGCAGAUAGUGCCAGCGUACACACCGAUGGAGUGCGCCAAAUACAUAGAAAACAUGCACACACAGGAGAUGGCCCCAGGCGCCCUGAGAAACUACAAGGACACAGUGGCGCAGGCAAGAAGACAGGUGCCAGGGGCAGAAUCUGAGCUGAGUGCAAGAAAAGUGCUGUUUUUAUCAGCCAUACCAAAGAUAUCAAAAACAGACGCAGUGAAUCUCCUUGCAUCAAAGAGCAUAAGACAGAUAGCACAGGAGAGCAAGGACUCUAAGCCAUUCAGCCUCAAGGGGAUAGGAAAAACCAAGCAAAAAGACAUUGAACACUUUUUUGUGCAGAAUUUGAAGUAG